AUGUCGCAUAACAUUCUUAUCACCGGCGCCUCGGGCUAUCUUGGGGGGACGAUCCUCGCCCGCUGGAACACCGCCAAGCUUCCGCCAUACAACACGCUCUACGCCCUUGUCAAGACACCCGAGCAAGGCGAGAAAGUCAAACAGUACGGGGCCGAACCCUUGAUAGCGAACAUCAACGACCAUGAAACCGUCACCCAGCUCAUCGUCGACAACAACAUCACUAUCAUCUACUUUCUGAUCGAUGCCUUUACUGGAAAGCAUCAGCCCACCUUGAUCAAGGCACUGGGACGCGUCAAACAAAAGACGAAUCUCAACGUACAUUUCUUGCAGACCACUGGUGCCAAGCUAUUCAGCCGCCAUGCCGGCAUCCCGACCGACCGACCAUUAUUAGACACCGAUCCCGAGCUGUAUAACAUCGUCAAAAAUGCGACGCCGCCGCAUGAGUUCGUCAUUGAGCCAGCGAAUGCCAAUCUGAAUGUGAUCGACAUGUCAGAAGUCCAUGGAGUACGAAGCUACAUCUUCGCGCCCUGUCUGGUGUAUGGACGAGGAGAAGGGUUCGGUAAUCAGAUUUCGAUCCAGGAUGUUGACAUUGUGCGGGCUGCGAAGAAGUUGCAUCGCGUGUACCGAGUGGACACCGAUAACCCGAGCUGGCCAGUAAGCCACGUCGCUGACACCGCGGACCUGUAUCUCCAGAUCCUGCGCAAGGUUCUCUCGGGUGACGAGAUCGGGUAUGGAAAGAACGGUUUCUUUCUUGCUGCCUCAGGCAGUCUGCCGUGGAACGAUAUCUACGCUGCCAUGGCUAAGGGACUGGCUAAACACGACGUGGUAGACGAUGAGGUCGUCAUGGAUGCAGAUGAGUCGGUCUUGGCUCAAAUGGGCGAGGCGCUUGGCGUGCCACCGUCGGUUGUUCCGGUGGUCCUGGGUGGGAAAUGUUCGUUCAACGCUGUACACGGCAAGCAGAUCGGCUGGACUUCUAAGUACCCACCAGAGCAUUUUUUCGAGGUUGUGGAUGAGGAAGUCGAUCUUAUUGUGCAGCACCUUGUUGAUUAG
This is a messenger RNA of Aspergillus uvarum CBS 121591, 1050 nucleotides long. RefSeq lists its product as uncharacterized. Lineage: Eukaryota; Fungi; Ascomycota; Eurotiomycetes; Eurotiales; Aspergillaceae. The transcript has 4 exons. The record is from RefSeq and is a predicted model, not a curated record. Bases 1 to 1050 code for a protein of 349 amino acids.